AUGCAUUGGUUGCUAUCAUUUAUACGUGAUGAAGCUACCUGGUUAUUACAAAUCGAAGAUCAUAACAUCCUUAAUACUCAAGACAUGCAAUCAGAAAUGAUCUCUUCUUUAACUGAACAACUUGGCAAAACUAAACGCACCUUAAUGUAUGAAGAUCUCGAAUUUUCUCGACUAGUGGAAGGAUUUUCUAAAAUUACGAAUAUUCCAAUAGGUCUUGGUUUUACUGAUGAUGAAAUUCUUACAGAACAAAAAUUACAAAGGUGUCAGAAUAUCCUUGAAUACGCCAUUCAUCACCCGUCUGAACACAGAUUACUCCAAAACAAGAUCAGAAUUCUGCUUGAACCGCGAGAUCUCGAAAGAUUUCGACCGAUACACGUACUAUUCAAGAUUUAUCGAUCCGAAUAUCCGCACCAAAUUAGUCCUUUGCUAAAUCAAUUGCGGCUAGCUCAAUUAUUUACAUAUGAAGAAAUUCAAUCGAUGUCAUUAGGUUCGUUUCUUUCAAGGCUAAUAUACAAUGAUGUCAUUGACGUGUAUUUGGAUCGUUUAGAGGUGGCUGAAUUGGAAAUAAAAUACGGACUUAAAAGUAGCCAAGAUGUUGGAAUUGAUCGUGAAGCGCGAACUGAUAUUUUUGACGUGUCUGUGACGGGGCUAAAGCAAUUGUUUGAAGAAUUUAUUUCUUUGGAAAAUAAAGACAUAAUCCUUACAUUAAUUGAGAUUGCUGAAUUAAUAAUAAAUGUUCCGUUUAAGUUUAUAACACGAAUUCUACUUGGCACGUUGUUUCUUUAUCAAUUCUGCGUGAAUACAAUCCAAGCUAUUGAACUGACGAAGAUUAUCAAUUUCAAGGAAAUAAACAGAUUAUUCCUCGACAUUUGGAUUAGUGCAUUCACUCGGCUUAUGUCUCAGCCGACAUCAACAUCGGAUAUCCAUGAUAAUCUUUUGACACUCACAACAUUGUUUCUUUAUUCUUUUAACGCCACUAUGGUAUGUACUUGGUUACCACCUUUUAACAAUUCGAAAGAUGACACUAUGAAACCUCCUAUGAUGGUUUUUACGCCAUUUUUGGAUAGUUUGCUUAAAAUUUUUCAUAAAGUGGUGUCGGAUGAUGUUGAAAACAUGGAUAAUGAAAAUAUGAUUACUAUGAUAUUAGAUAAACUUGGAUUUGAUGUGCCAUUGGAGGUUUUGAUCCGAGAAUCAAAAGGGUUGGAGAAGAUUACAAGUCAAAAUAUUUGGCUGGCAGUAUUUGCAGAACGUUUUAAUAAUAUUAACUCUCAAAAAUGA
Messenger RNA from Cetraspora pellucida, 1278 nucleotides. The record is from the annotation of a GenBank genome assembly. NCBI's taxonomy places the organism in Eukaryota, Fungi, Glomeromycota, Glomeromycetes, Diversisporales, Gigasporaceae.